Molecule: messenger RNA, 2344 nt
Organism: Lotus japonicus
Lineage: Eukaryota; Viridiplantae; Streptophyta; Magnoliopsida; Fabales; Fabaceae
Product: external alternative NAD(P)H-ubiquinone oxidoreductase B3, mitochondrial-like
Exons: 10
Coding region: 104-1831 (575 amino acids)
Molecular function (GO): NADH dehydrogenase activity; calcium ion binding
Source: RefSeq, a predicted model, not a curated record
CUCUAUUUUUGCAUGCAAAGAAAGCAGAAAGAGUGAAAAAAGUGGGAAAAAGUAACAUAAAAAAGCACUAAGGAAGAUAAACUAGCUAGCUUGGGAUUUCACAAUGCGUUGGUCUUCCUUCUAUAACACAACCUCAAGGAUUUUUCAUGAGUAUCCAUCAUGGUCCAAGUCUGUUGUUAUAUGCACUGUCAUCAGUGGUGGAGGUGUGGUGGCAUAUGCUGAUGCCAAACCAGCACAAAGUGACAAUGUUGGUCACAACCGGAAAAAGAAAGUGGUGGUUCUGGGAACUGGCUGGGCUGGAACCAGUUUUGUGAAAAACAUGAAAAGCUCCUCCUAUGAUAUUCAUGUGGUUUCACCACGUAACUAUUUUGCAUUCACUCCUCUGCUACCAAGCGUCACUUGUGGCACAGUGGAGGCUCGCAGCGUUGUCGAACCGAUUCGCAGCAUCUCCCGGAAGAGUGGUCUAGAUAUUCAAUUCAGUGAAGCUGAAUGCUACAAGAUCGAUCCCAAGAACAACAAAGUUUACUGCCGUUCUGGUCAAGACAAAAAGCUAGGUGGCCCUGAAGAAUUUUCCCUUGAUUAUGAUUACUUGGUAAUAGCAAUGGGAGCACGUUCUAAUACCUUCAACACACCUGGUGUUCAGGAGCAUGCUCACUUCUUGAAGGAAGUGGAAGACGCUCAAAGAAUCCGCCAAACAGUGAUUAACCUUUUUGAAAGGGCAAGCCUCCCUUCUUUAUCUGAGGAAGAGAAGAGAAAGCUUCUCAGUUUUGUAAUUGUUGGUGGUGGUCCAACUGGGGUAGAGUUUGCUGCAGAGCUUCAUGACUUUGUACAUGAGGAUCUAUCUAUAUUGUACCCUUCUCUUAAAGACUAUGUGAAGAUUACUCUUCUGGAAGCAGGCGAUCAUAUCUUAAACAUGUUUGACAAGAGAAUUACGGAAUUUGCUGAAGAAAAGUUUUCCAGAGAUGGAACUGAUGUAAGGUUGGGAUCUAUGGUUGUCAAAGUUAGUGCAAAUGAAAUCUCUGCCAAAGAAAGAAGCACUGGUGAAGUUGUUUCUAUACCUCAUGGAAUGGUAGUUUGGUCAACUGGUAUUGGUCCUCGCCCUGAAAUACUUGAGUUCAUGAAGCAGCUUGGCCAGAUUAACAGACGUGCAAUUGUUACUGAUGAAUGGCUAAGGGUAGAAGGAUGUGACAACAUCUAUGCUCUAGGUGAUUGCGCCACUAUAAAUCAGCGUAGAGUUAUGGAAGAUAUAGCUGUCAUAUUUAGCAAGGCAGACAAAGACAAUUCUAGGACAUUGGAUAUUAAAGAAUUUCAAGACGUUGUUGGUGACAUUAUUGAGAGGUACCCACAAGUGGGGAUUUAUUUAAAGAAGAAUCAAAUGAAAGAUAUGGCUACCUUGCUAAACAAAUCUCAGGAAAGCUCUCUUACAGUAGACAUUGAGUACUUCAAAGAAGCACUUUCCAAAGUAGAUUCCCAGAUGAAAAAUCUUCCUGCAACAGCUCAGGUAGCUUCUCAACAAGGCAUAUAUCUUGCUGACUGUUUCAAUCGCAUGGAGUUGUGUGAGAAGUAUCCUGAAGGCCCUCUUAGGUUCAGGGGUACAGGACGCCAUCGGUUUCAUCCCUUUAGGUACAAGCAUUUUGGGCAAUUUGCUCCUCUAGGAGGAGAACAAACUGCAGCUCAGCUUCCAGGAGAUUGGAUUUCAAUUGGCCAUAGUAGCCAAUGGCUCUGGUAUUCAGUAUACACAAGCAAGCAAGUCAGCUGGAGAACAAGAGCUUUGGUGGUAUCUGACUGGACAAGGCGAUUCAUAUUUGGCAGGGACUCAAGCCGAAUCUGAAGAUCCACUUCAAAGCUUGCACUACACUUUAAGGUCUACUUCAUAUAGAAUUCUUGGCAAGACAAGACCUCAAAGGGCACACAAAAGGAAAAGGAAAAAGAAUACUAUGUUUAAUUUUCUCAUUCAAACGGAUUUUCUGUUAUAUAUUCAUUUUAGAGAUCAUGUAAUAAUCUGAUCAAUUAAAUACUUAGUACAAAGAGCUUUACAGCUCGUAGUAGUCUCAUUCAACUCAAACAUGAUUGUCUUAGCGGAGAAUACCAUAAUCUAAACCGAAGUAAUUUUCCUCAUCAGUAAAUGAAUGCUUAAAUUUGAUUUUGGUUGCUAAACACAAAAAAAGGCCAUGCUUACAAGCUUGACAUCAUCUAGUUUGCAAAAUUGCAAUAUUCAAUUUGGACUUUACAUGAGUUUCUUUGCUUCCAAUCUCCCAUAUAAAAUUCCAUUCCAUAAUUUGAAAUCAUAAAUGUCUGGUUACCAUUAACAACUAUUAAGCCCAUUAUAGGGGGUUUUCUGGAC